UGGGGGUGCCCGCGGCCGAGAGCCCCGGCGGCGGCGGAGCGACAGCGAGGGACAGCAGCGCGGCAGGGCCGCCAAGCGCCCGGACGGGACAGCGGGGGACGGCGCCGCGCACAAGAGGCGGCGCGGGAGGCCCCGCAAGCGGCCGGGGGACAGCGCGAUGUCACCCGAGGACGCAGAGGUGGCCCGGGGGGAGGAGGGAGGGGACUCGCCCCCGGGGGCGUCACCCGGGGGUGGCAGUGCCACCGUGCCCGGUGGGGACAGAGGGGAGGCUGGCGGUGCUGCUGAGGAUGGUGGGGACAGCAUGGAGGUGGACAGUGACACAGUGACUGGUGGGGACAGCCUGGGCAGCGGCAGUGCCACUGUCCCCGUUAGUGACAGCUCAGUCAGUGGCAGUGCCACUGUGCCCGUUAGUGACAGCUCAGUCAAUGGCAGUGCCACUGUCCCCACUGGGGACAGCCUGGGCAGCGGCAGUGCCACUGUCCCCGUUAGUGACAGCUCAGUCAGUGGCAGUGCCACUAUGCCCGUUAGUGACAGCUCAGUCAAUGGCAGUGCCACUGUCCCCACUGGGGACAGCCUGGGCAGCGGCAGUGCCACUGUGCCCGUUAGUGACAGCUCAGUCAGUGUCAGUGCCCCUGUCCCCGUUAGUGACAGCUCAGUCAGUGUCAGUGCCACUGUCCCCGUUAGUGACAGCUCAGUCAGUGGCAGUGCCACUGUGCCCAAUGGGGACAGCUCGGUCAGUGGCAGUGCCACUGUGCCCAUUAGUGACAGCUCAGUCAGUGGCAGUGCCACUGUCCCCCUUGGUGACAGCGCAGUCAAUGGCAGUGCCACUGUCCCCCUUGGGGACAGCUUGGUCAGUGGCAGUGCCACUGUGCCCAAUGGGGACAGCUCAGUCAAUGGCAGUGCCACUGUGCCCACUGGGGACAGCUCGGUCAGUGUCAGUGCCACUGUCCCCGCUGGGGACGAUGUCCCCCUUGGGGACAGCUCAGUCAAUGGCAAUGCCACCAUCCCCCUUAGUGACAGCUCAGUCAGUGCCAGCGUCCUACUCAGUGACAGCCCGCUCAAUGGCAGUGCCACUGUCUCCCUUAGUGACAGUGCAGUCAAUGGCAGUGCCACUGUCCCCCUUGGGGACAGCUCGAUCAAUGGCACUGACACUGUUCCCCUUGGGGACAGCCUGGUCAGUGUCAGUGCCACUGUCCCCGCUGGGGACAAUGGUAGUGCCACCAUCCCUCUUAGUGACAGUGCAGUCAAUGGCAGUGCCACUAUCCCCAGUGGGGACAGCUUGGUCAAUGGCAGUGCCACUGUCCCCGCUGGGGACGAUGGCAGUGCCACUGUCUCCCUUAGUGACAGUGCAGUCAAUGGCAGUGCCACUGUCCCCGUUAAUGACAGCUCGGUCAAUGGCAGUGCCACUGUCCCCAAUGGGGACAGCCUGGUUGGGGGCAGUGCCACUGUCCCCCUUGGUGACAGCUUGGUCAGUGCCACUGUCCCCCUUGGGGACAGCUUGGUCAGUGCCACUGUCCCCCUUAGUGACAGCCUGAUCAGUGGCAGUGCCAGCGUCUCCCCUGGGGACAGCUCCAUCAGUGGCAGUGCCACCACUCCCCUCGGGGACAGCUCAGUCAGUGGCACUGCCACUGUCCCCCUUAGUGACAGCCCAGUCAGUGGCAGCAUCCCUGAUGGUGGCUCUAGUGGUGGUGGCAGUGCCACUGUCCCCCUUAGUGACAGCUCGGUCAGUGGCAGUGCCAGUGUCCCCCUUGGGGACAGCUCGGUCAGUGACAGUGCCAGCUCCCCCAGUGGUGGCUCUCCUGGUGGUGACAGUGCCACUGUCCCUGUCAGCGACAAGCCAGUCCCUGGCAGUGCCACCAGCCCUGUCAAGGACAGCUCACCCAAGGGCAGUGACACUGGGGACAGGCCUGUCACUGGCAGUGCCACCACAGAGGACAUGCCUGUCACCAGCAGUGCCACCGUCCCUGCUGAGGACAGCCCAGCAAGGGUCAGUGACACUGGGGACAGGCCAGUCACUGGCAGUGCCACCACUGGGGACAGGCCUGUCACCAGCAGUGCCACCGUCCCUAUCAGGGACAGCCCGUCCAGUGGCACUGGGGACAGGCCGGUCACCAGGAGUGCCACCAUUCUCAGCAGGGACAGCCCAGCUGGUGGCAGUGCCACUGUCCCUGUCAAGGCCAGUCCAUGCAGGGGCAGUGCCACCACUGGGGACAGGCCAGUCAGUGGUGCCACGGUCCCUGUCAGGGACAAGCCUGUCACUGGCAGUGCCACCGUCCCUAGGAGGGACAGCUCCCCCAGGGGCAGUGCCACUGUCCCCAGGCAGGACAGCAUCUCCAGGGCCAGUGCCACUGCGGACAGGCCGGCUACUAGAAGUGCCACUGUCCCCACAGCUGGUGGCAGUGCCACCGUCCCUGUCAAGGAAGGUCUGUCCAGGGGCAGUGCCACCACUCAGGACAGGCCAGUCAGGGGCAGUGCCACCCCUGGGGACAGCCUGUCUGGUGGCAGUGGCACUGCCCCUGUCAAGGACAGCUCACCCAGGGGCAGUGCCACCCCUGGGGACAGGCCAGGCAGGGGCAGUGCCACUGUCCCCAUCAGGGACAGGUCACCCAGAGAUAGUGGCACUGGGGACAGGCCGGUCACCAGGAGUGCCACUGUCCCUGUCAGGGACAGCCCAGCUGGUGGCAGUGGCACCACACCAGUCAAGGACAAUCGGGCCAGGGGCAGUGCCACCACGGGGGACAGCUCACCCAGGGCCAGUGCCACCGCAGGGGACAGGCCGGUCACCAGGAGUGCCACUGUCCCUGUCAGGGACAGCCCAGCUGGUGGCAGUGCCACUGUCCCUGUCAGGGACAGCUCAUCCAGGGGCAGUGCCACCACAGGGGACAGGCCAGUGAGGAGCAGUGCCACCACUGGGGACAGGUCAGCCAGUGGCAGUGCCACCAUCCCUGUCAGGGACAAGCCAGUCCGUGGCAGUGCCACUGUCCCUAGGAGGGACAGCUCACCCAGGGGCAGUGGCACUGGGGACAAACCGGUGAGUGGCAGUGCCACCAUCCCUGUCAGGGACAGCUCCUCCAGGAGCAGUGCCACCCCUGGGGACAGGCUGAGCAGGGCCAGUGCCACUGUCCCCACCAGGGACAGGUCACCCAGAGACAAUGGCAGCGGGGACAGGCCAGGCAGGGGCAGUGCCACCGGUGGGGACAGGCCAGGCAGGGGCAGUGCCACCAUGCCUGUCAGGGACAGGCCAGGCAGGGGCAGUGGCAGUGUCCCUGUCAGGGACAGGUCACCCAGAGACAGUGCCACCAGUGGGGACAGGCCAGUCCCCGGCAGUGGCACCAGUGGGGACAGGCCGGGCAGGGGCAGUGGCAGUGUCCCUGACGAGGACAGGCCAGGCAGGGGCAGUGGCACCAUCAGGGACAGGCUGGGCAGGGGCAGUGCCACUGUCCCCAUCAGGGACAGCUCAGACAGUGGCAGUGCCACCGUCCCUGUCAAGGACAGGUCAGCUAGAGCCAGUGGCACCACGGGGACAGGCCGGGCAGGGGCAGUGCCACCAUCCCUGUUAAGGACAGCUCAUCCAGGACCAGUGACACUGGGGACAGGCCAGUUAGUGGCAGGGCCAUCAUCCCUGUCAGGGACAGCGCAGCCAGGGGCAGUGCCACCCCUGGGGACAGGCUGGGCAGGGGCAGUGCUGCUGUCCCCAUCAGGGACAGUGCAGGCAAGGGCAGUGCCACCGCUGGGGACAGCACAUCCAGGGGCAGUGCCACCGCUGGGGACAGAUCAGUCAAGGGCAGUGCCACCGUCCCUGUCAGGGACAAGCCAGUGUCUGGCAGUGCCACCAUCCCUGUCAGGGACAGCUCACCAAGGGCCACUGCUGUUGGGGACAGGCUGGGCAGGGGCAGUGCCACCACUGGGGACAGGCCAGUGAGGAGCAGUGCCACCACUGGGGACAGGCCAGUGUCUGGCAGUGCCACCAUCCCUAUCAGGGACAGGUCACCAAGGGCCACUGCUGUUGGGGACAGGCCAGUGAGGAGCAGUGCCACCGCUGGGGACAGGCCAGGCAGGGGCAGUGCCACCAUCCCUGUCAGGGACAGGUCACCCAGAGACAGUGGCAGCGGGGACAGGCUGGGCAGGGGCAGUGCCACUGUCCCUGUCAGGGACAGGUCACCCAGAGACAGUGGCAGUGGGGACAGGCCAGGCAGGGGCAGUGCCACCGCUGGGGACAGGCCGGGCAGGGGCAGUGUCCCCAUCAGGGACAGGUCCCCCAGGGCCAGCGGCAGCGGGCUCAGGCUGGUCAGGGACAGUGCCACCAUGCCCGUGAGGGACAGUGCCACCGUCCCCAUGAGGGACAGUGCCACCAUGCCCGUGAGGGACAGUGCCACCGUCCCCAUGAGGGACAGUGCCACCAUGCCCGUGAGGGACAGUGCCACCGUCGCCAUGAGGGACAGUGCCACCAUGCCCAUGAGGGACAGUGCCACUGUCCCCAUGAGGGACAGGUCCCCCAGCGCCCCUGACCCUGGGGACAGGCCGGGCAGGAGCAGGGCCACUGUCCCUGCCAGGGACAGCCCAGCUGGGGGCAGUGGCACAGUCAGGGACAUGCCAGUCUCUGGCAGUGCCACUGUCCCCAUCGAGGACAGGGACAGCCCAUCCAGGGGCACUGCCACUGUCCCUGCUGGGGACAGGCUGGUCACUGGUACUGCCACUUUCCCUGCUGGGGACAGGCUGGUCACUGACAGUGGCACCGUUGGGGACAGGCUGGCCACUGACAGUGGCACCCCUCCUGGCAGGGACUGUCCCUCCAGGGACAGUGGCACUCCUGGGGACAGGCUGGUCCCUGGCAGUGCCACUGUCCCCGUCAGGGACAGCCUAUCCAGGGGCACUGCCACCAUCGUGGACACGCCUGUCACCGGCAGUGCCACCGUCCCUGUGGGUGACAGCCCCUUCUGGGCCCGUGGCACCGCUGGGGACAGCGCGGGGGGCGGCAGUGCCACCCUCCCCGUCAGGGACUGCCCCUCGCGGGGCACCGCCGCCAUCGUGGACGCGCUGGUGACCCUGAGUGGCACCGUGGUGGACAGGAGGAUCCUGGGCAGUGUCACCGUCCCCGUCAGGGCCAGCCUGGCCCGGGGCACUGCCACCAUCGUGGACACGCCCGUCUUUGUCAGCGCCACCGUCCUCGUUGGGGACUCCAUCCCCAGGGUCACCGCCACCAUCGUGGAGUCCAGGGUGCCCGGCCAUGCCAUCCUGCCCCUCGGGGACACGCUGGCCUGUGGCACUGCCACCGUCCCUGUCAGGGAGUGCCCGUCCGGGGACGGUGCCACCGUCCCUGUGAGUGAGAGCCCGUCUGGGGACAGCGCCACCGUCCCUGGUGGGGACGGGCCGGGCAGGGACAGUGCCACCGUCCCCGCCAAGGAGUGCCCAUCCAGGGACGGUGGCACCCUCCCUGUUGGGGCUGGGUCAGUGGGUGGCAGUGCCACCAUCCCUGUCAGGGAGUGCCCGUCCAGGGGCAGUGCCACCCUUGGGGACAGCAGGCACGUCACUGCCAGUCCCCCCAGCAUGGACACACCGGUCGGUGGCAGUGCCACCAUCCCUGUCAGAGACUGCCCAUCCAGGAGCAGUGCCACCCCUGGGGACAGGCCCGUCCCUCCUGUCCGUGUCAGUGUCAUCAGGGAUGGCAGGACGGGCACCAGAGUGGCACCGGCAGCCCUGGCACAGCGGGGUCACAGCCGGGCCGGGUCCCCCCUCGGGGACACGCAGGGACACACGAGGGCGGGCACAGGGAUGGGGUCCCCUGCGUCACACCAGUAAAAACCAGUAAAAACCAGUAAAAACCAAU
Molecule: messenger RNA, 5827 nt
Organism: Camarhynchus parvulus
Lineage: Eukaryota; Metazoa; Chordata; Aves; Passeriformes; Thraupidae
Gene: RTL9
Product: retrotransposon Gag like 9
Exons: 2
Coding region: 158-3922 (1254 amino acids)
Source: RefSeq, a predicted model, not a curated record